This is a messenger RNA of Callithrix jacchus (white-tufted-ear marmoset), 4060 nucleotides long. It is a transcript of the gene PEX13, whose product is annotated as peroxisomal biogenesis factor 13. NCBI's taxonomy places the organism in Eukaryota, Metazoa, Chordata, Mammalia, Primates, Cebidae. Gene Ontology annotation, biological process: protein import into peroxisome matrix, docking. Gene Ontology annotation, cellular component: peroxisome; peroxisomal membrane; peroxisomal importomer complex. Gene Ontology annotation, molecular function: protein binding. The record is from RefSeq and is a predicted model, not a curated record.
AGGUCUAGGGCGUUGUAGCUGCUGCCAGAAAUAUCGAUGAGCCUUUACCCUCGGGUUUAGGACAGGAGCUCUUUCUAGGGCAAAUACAAAGAACGUGUUUCUUCCUACAAAUUAGUGGCAUCCUUACGCCGUCUGGAUUCAGCUGGUAAAGUAACUCAAGCCUUGUCCUUGACUGCAGGGGUGGGCGGGGUGGACGGCUCGGUGUUCUGCCCAUUGUGCCUGGCGUUCAGGGUGCUGGUCUACGCAGGCCUGGACAGUCCUGGUGAGGAAAGGGAGCCGAGCGGAGGAGGAGGAGAUGGCGUCCCAGCCGCCACCUCCCCCGAAACCUUGGGAGACCCGCCGAAUUCCGGGGACCGGACCGGGACCAGGACCCGGCCCCACUUUCCAAUCUGCUGAUUUGGGUCCUACUUUAAUGACAAGACCAGGACAACCAGCACUUACCAGAGUGCCCCCACCUGUUCUUCCAAGGCCAUCACAGCAGACAGGAAGUAGCAGUGUGAACACCUUCAGACCUGCUUACAGUUCAUUUUCUUCUGGAUAUGGUGCCUAUGGAAAUUCAUUUUAUGGAAGCUAUAGCCCUUAUAGUUAUGGAUAUAAUGGGCUGGGCUACAACCGCCUCCGUGUAGAUGAUCUUCCACCCAGUAGAUUUGUUCAGCAAGCUGAAGAAAGCAGCAGGGGUGCAUUUCAGUCCAUUGAAAGUAUUGUGCAUGCUUUUGCCUCUGUCAGUAUGAUGAUGGAUGCUACCUUUUCAGCUGUCUAUAACAGUUUCAGGGCUGUAUUGGAUGUAGCAAAUCACUUUUCCCGAUUGAAAAUACACUUUACAAAAGUGUUUUCAGCUUUUGCAUUAGUUAGGACUAUACGGUAUCUUUACAGACGGUUACAGUGGAUGUUAGGUUUAAGAAGAAGCUCUGAGAAUGAGGACCUCUGGGCAGAAAGUGAAGGAACUGUGGCAUACCUUGGUGCUGAGGACCAAGCAGCUAACUCAGCAAAAUCUUGGCCAAUAUUCUUGUUCUUUGCCGUUACUCUUGGUGGUCCUUACCUCAUUUGGAAAUUGUUGUCAACUCACAGUGACGAAGUAACAGACAGCAUCAACUGGGCAAGUGGUGAGGAUGACCAUGUAGUUGCCAGAGCAGAAUAUGAUUUUACUGCCGUAUCUGAAGAAGAAAUUUCUUUCCGGGCUGGUGAUAUGCUAAACUUAGCUCUCAAAGAACAACAACCCAAAGUGCGCGGUUGGCUUCUGGCUAGUCUUGAUGGCCAAACAACAGGACUUAUACCAGCGAAUUAUGUCAAAAUUCUUGGUAAAAGAAGAGGUAGGAAAACGGUGGAAUCAAGUAAAAUUUCCAAGCAGCAACAAUCUUUUAACAACUCAACACUAACUAAAGGAGCCACAGUUGCUGAUUCUUUGGAUGAACAGGAAUCUGCCUUUGAAUCUGUUUUUGUUGAAACUAAUAAGGUUCCAGUUGCACCUGAUUCAAGUGGGAAAGGUGGAGAAAAACAAGGUCUUUGAUAUCUUUCACGUUUGCUUGCAGUUGAACAAUACCUUAGAGUACUUUUUAAAAUUAUUUCUCACAAAGAAAUGAAUCUACAAUCCAAUGAAAACAUUUGUUAUUGGCUAUCACAGGUUGCUGCUAGAAAUUAUUAAAGUUAUACACUAGUAUGUUGGUCUGGUGACCUGUUUACAUUUUAUUAUACACGUUAUUGGACCAUGAGGACAUUUGUUUUACCUAGAUUUUAAGAUUAUGGAGACUGCUGUCAUUUUCAUCUUAUUUAAAUCUCUAGGUUUAUUGGAAGAGUAAGAUUGAUGAACUAUAGCAUGCACAAUUUGGUAUAAUAGGGAUCAUUAAUACUUUUAAAAGUUCUACAUUAAUUGACUUGGAAUCCUUAGAAAUGGGGUGAUAACCCAAAAGUAUGAGAACAGGCAAAAAGGUUAAUUUUUUUUUUUAAACUUUAAGUAAUCUCAGUAAUAAAAUUUUCUGAUCUAUAUUAUAUCUAGUGUUGGGUUUAUAUUUUCACCCAUAAACAACUGACACUAUUAAAUCUUUUAUUGUAUUUUUUAAAAGUUAAAAGCAUUCUAAAGGACAUGGUUCUAGAAUGAUAGAGUAUGUAGCCCUAAUAGUUUUCCCUCCUAGUAAAAAGUCUGAAAUUUAUCUUUCCUAUAAAUUGUUCCAUUUCUUCUAAGGAUCACUUAACUCUUUAUCUCUUUAAAAUAUGACUAGUUUUCAUACUGGGUGAAUCAGAAAUAUAUGAAAGGUAUACCUUCUUUUCCUACAACAAAAACUUGAGUUUUUUUGAGUUUGCACUUAAUGAUAUAGUCAGUUAUUGUAAUAAUUUUUAAUCUUUUUAUAGAUUUUCUGCUUCCACUUUGUGUGAUUUUUUUAAAUUCCAUAUUUAGUAUGCUCUGUAAAUAUUGAAAAUGUGUCACAUUGGAUACAUUUUUCUUUUACGUCUAAUUUUUACUACUGAGACUGACUUAUAGUCUCAGUGCUCAGCUGCCAUUUAGAAUACGAUAAUCCUCACACCUGUGAUCUUGGCACUUUGGGAGGCCAAGCCAGGUGGAUCACCUGAGGUCAGGAGUUUGAGACCAGCCUGGCCAACAUGUUGAAACCCUGUCUCUACUAAAAAUACAAAAAUUAACCAGGCGUGGUGGCGUGCAUCUGUAGUCCCAGCUACUCAGGAGGCUGAGGCAGGAGAAUCGCUUGAACCCAAGAGGCAGAGGUUGCAGUGAGCUGAGGUUACACCACUGUAUUCCAGCCUGGGUGACAGAGCGAGGCUCUGUCUCAAAAAAAAAAAAGGAUACGAUAAUGCUAUUUGACAUGUUUUUUUGUUUCAAAUGCAGUUAACUUUCAGUACACUGAAUAUUUUCCCAGAAAAUUAGAAAAUUCAUAUCCUUGCUAUGAACAUACUACAGAGUAAUAACUAUCAGGAAUACAGAUGUAUAAGAAUACAUUUAUAAAUAUUGUUAAAAACUUUGAACUGUUUGAUAAAAAUUGUGAUUUAGUAUUUUUAUCUUUCUCACAGACUAUGUUCAACAAAUAAGUAAUUCUCAAAUAGUUCUGACUAAAACAUACAGAAACCAAAUACACACCCAGCAUAGAAGAACUUUACUAAAGGCUUCUUGGAAAGCCUUUUGAAAUGACAGUUUUAUAACUAACAUAUUAUUUAAAAUAGAAAUCUAGACCCAGUACAGAAAAAUAAAUACUUUAUAGUAAAAUGUAUUUAUCUUUGGCCAGUUUUUCAACACCCAGGUAUUAGCCUUGAUGUUCAAGAGAUAAUGUUUCUGUAUAUUAUUUAUUAUUUGUGUUCUACAAUUAAAGAUUCUGCUUUGAUUUGUUAGAUGAUAAUUUAUAGAUAUUUUAUUCUCAAAUUUUUGAUAAAACAAAUUAUUAAAUUUGGGGUUGAGCUGUCUAAAUUGGAUGCUAGAAGUAAAAUCGAAGUGACCACUAUGAAAGAUGUAUAGGGAGAAGAGUACAGCACAGAGUGAGAAAACAGUGGCACUUUUGUAAGGGUGUCUAUUGUUUGGUUAAGUCUGCUAUAUUACAGUAUGCAUUAUCUAACUGGUAACUAUAUGUGUCUGAAAAUUCCUUUUGUAUUAAAAUUCUGGAGAAGGAAUUCAGGACUAGAAUAAAGAGAAAUUUUGUAACCUUUUCUAUCAUGACAGUUUUAGAGUAAUGUGUUUAGCUGAGAUUAAAUGUUCAAGGCUCCAAUAUUAUUUUUAGGAACUUAUUUAAGGAGUACUACUUUACAGAAAUUAACACAUCAAAACCUUUUUAAUAUAAUAAAUUAUAAGUUACAAUAAUAAAACGUUUCCUUUAAUUUUUCUGAUUAUAUUUUAUGAGUUCAGGAAGGAAAUGGUAAGAGAAUUGUACAUUUUCAUGUUUUAACAUUUUAUGUUCGUACUUGAUUCAGUCUGUCCAUGUGUCAUAAUUAUACAUUUACUUGAACACCACUAUCUUGGCUUUUUUUAAUGGAAAAAUGAACAGAAACCGAAUGCAGUUAAAGUUUUAUUUUUAGUAGUUGUGAAGUUACUUUUAUUGGAGAAAUAAAAAUAUGUUAAACUUGA